Ananas comosus (pineapple) is the source of this 2118-nucleotide messenger RNA. Its product is annotated as NAC domain-containing protein 17-like. The transcript has 5 exons. Gene Ontology annotation, molecular function: DNA binding. Gene Ontology annotation, biological process: regulation of DNA-templated transcription. NCBI's taxonomy places the organism in Eukaryota, Viridiplantae, Streptophyta, Magnoliopsida, Poales, Bromeliaceae. The record is from RefSeq and is a predicted model, not a curated record. Bases 286 to 1926 code for a protein of 546 amino acids.
UUGAAUAUUAAUGAUGAGCGUCUUCGGUCUUUGAUCGGGUGGGGCGCGGGUCAGCACUCAGCAGCGGACCCUCGCGACGACUGGGACUGGCCCUCGUUCCCAAUCGCAGCUUCCGAUCUCCUCAAUCCUCAUCGCCGAACCCUCCUCCGCCCCCUACCCUACGUCCUCAUCACAGAUCGCAGAGGAGGCCGAGAAGGGGCUGCUGCUGCUGCUACUCCUGCAGAGGAGGAGGAGGAGGAGGAGGAGGAGGAGAAGAAGGAGGAGCAGGAGGGGGGAAGGGCGACGAUGAGCAGCGGCAGCAAGUGGUGGCCGCCGGGGUUCCGAUUCAGCCCCACCGAUGAGGAGCUGGUGCUCUACUACCUCAAGCGCAAGGUCUGCGGCCGCCGUCUCAAGCUCCCCGUGAUCGGCGACGUCGACGUCUACAAGUGCGACCCCUCGGAGCUGCCUGAAAAGUCAUUGUUGAAGAGCGGUGACAAGCAAUGGUACUUCUUCAGUCCGAGGGAUAGGAAGUACCCAAAUGGGUCAAGAUCGAAUCGCGGUACGAAGCAUGGCUACUGGAAGGCUACUGGAAAGGAUCGCUCUAUCUGCCAAAACUCUAAGGCUAUAGGUAAUAAGAAAACUCUGGUCUAUUACCAUGGCCGGGCUCCCAAGGGUGAGCGCACUGACUGGGUGAUGCAUGAAUAUACCUUGGAGGAGCAAGCACUUGUUAACUGCAACAAUGUGCAGGAUUACUUUGCUCUUUAUAAGGUCUUUAGGAAGAGUGGACCUGGUCCAAAGAAUGGGGAACAGUAUGGAGCACCAUUUAGGGAGGAAGAAUGGAGUGAUGAUGCCGAUGAUGAAACUUUUCUGAACCAAAACAAUAUAGAACGUGAAUUGCCUGAGCCUGUUGCUAGUGUUACUACUAGUAGCACAGUUAUUGAUGCUCCAAACACUCUUCCUAUAGGGGAUUUGGAAGAUUUUCUGCUACAAUUGUCAAAUGAGCAUGGCAUAGAUCAGCGGCACUCUGAAUUCUCUGCAUACAUCUCAGAGAUUGAUGUUGAAAAGAAUUCUGGAAGCCAUGUUUUAAUACCUUCUUCCGUACCUCUUAAUCCUUUCACACAAGAAAGCACCUUGCGCAAUUUAACCGAUGUGGGGAACAACUGUCAGAUUGCCCAGUCUGACCUUGCAUAUGUGCAACCUACUGAUAAUCCUGAGGUGGCAUCCUUCAGUGCUUGUCCUGAGCAGGGCCAGAUGAAAGCUGAUGAAGAAUUUUUGGAAAUCAAAGAUUUCAGUGACCUGGAUUCUGUACUGCGUAGCAUGGACGAAGACAUUUAUAAUGAUUGCAUUAGAGACACUGAGGGAUUGUACGAUACAUAUUUUGAUGCUCCUAUGUGUUUAGCUGAGUUGGGUCCUAUUGGUGGAGCAGUGCAAAAUCCAUAUACUGGUUGUUUUACUGAAGAUGAGACACAAGAUCACCGUCAUUUGACUGCUGAACUCUGGAUGCAUGAGCAGGGUUUUAACAUUGCAAGUGCUUCAGAAUCAAACAAGGUUCUUAUGGAAAUGCCAGAAUCAGGUAUUGUUCAUGCUGGCACGAAUCAGGAGGAAACUGUUCAGGAGCAACUUGCUGCUUCAGAGUCAUGGUUCAACUCAGCACUUUCAGCCUUUUUGGAUUCGGUACCUAGCAGUCCUGCUAUAGCCUCGGAGAAUGCAUUCAUCAGUAGAGCACUCGAACGUGUUUCUAGUUUUAGAACACAGCAGGUUGGAGGUCGAGACUCAGAUGCUGCAAUUGACAGAGAAGCUGUUUUGCACGGUAGGAGAAGAGGCAAUAAUGGCGGGUUUCUUUUCGUCUCAUUCCUUGUUGGGCUGGGCGCUGUAUUAUGGCUUUUGACUAUUGGCGCAGCUGUAAAAGUUUUCAAGGGUUUGUGGGGAAGAGUCAUAUCAUCGUAGGAACAUAAGAUACAUUAAAGAACCUGGUGUUCCCUCUCUCUAUAUCUCACCGGCUUUGGUGAUCCUAUUAUUUCAGAACUAUUGGCUGUAUGAAUGUGUAAUUUUUGACAGUCGCAAAAGAAAAGAAAGAGUUAUGUUCCAAAAUUUGCUGAAGGAAGGAGCAUAUUAGUAGUGGUACCUCUAUUUGUGGUA